CAACAGGAUUGAUUGGGAUGUGGCCACCAAUGCGUGAGCUGGGGCUGUAAUCGUAACUUCGUAAAUGUCAUUAAUCUUAUUUAAUUCCUUUUGCGCUGCACCUCUUUGAUGCUGAGUUUCUGGACGCAUUGGAGCUUCUCAAUCCUUCUAUACUAAGAAGAAAAAGAAAAUCACAGUCUCCACUCAUUUUCUGUGUAUAUUCAUUAAUCUUUCUUCUAAAAAGUUUUUGAAAUUAAAGCAGUUGGAGGAUUGGGUAUGGCGGGGAGGCUUAUGCAUGCGCUUCAGUACGAGAGCUAUGGUGGUGGAGCUGCUGGCUUAAAGCAUGUUGAAGUUCCUGUUCCAACUCCGAGUAAAGGUGAAGUCUUGCUAAAGUUAGAGGCCACAAGCAUAAAUCCAGUUGAUUGGAAAAUCCAGAGUGGCAUUUUACGUCCUCUUCUUCCUCCGAAAUUUCCUUUUAUACCUACUACUGAUGUAGCGGGAGAGGUGGUUGAGGUUGGACCUGGAAUAAAAAACUUCAAACCUGGUGACAAAGUUGUUGCUAUGCUGAAUUCUCUUACAGGAGGUGGCUUUGCGGAGUAUGGUGUGGCUAAGGAAAGUUUGACAGUUCCAAGACCUCCUGAAGUAUUGGCUGCUGAAGGGGCAGGUCUCCCUGUUGCUGGUCUUACGGCUCACAUGGCUCUCACCCAAACUAUUGGGCUUAAGCUCGAUGGAAGUGGGCCCCAGAAGAACAUUCUUGUAACUGCGGCCUCUGGUGGUGUUGGUCUAUAUGCUGUUCAACUCGCAAAGCUGGGAAAUGCACACGUAACAGCUACCUGUGGUGCCCGCAAUGUAGAUUUAGUGAAAAGCCUGGGAGCAGAUGAGGUUCUCGACUAUAAAACCCCAGAAGGAGCAGCUCUUGAGAGCCCAUCAGGCAGGAAAUAUGAUGCAGUGCUUCACUGCGCAGCGGCCUUUCCGUGGUCCAUUUUUGAGCCAAACCUGAGCGAAAAUGGGAAGGUAAUCGAUAUCACUCCAGGACCUAGAGCUUUCUGGACUUUUGCUAUGAAGAAACUCACCUUCUCUAAAAAACAACUGGUGCCGUUACUUCUCAUUCCCAAAGGUGAGAACCUGCAAUAUCUUGUUCAGUUAGUGAAAGAAGGGAAGCUCAAGACAAUCAUCGACUCUAAGUUUCCGCUGAGCAAAGCCGAAGAUGCUUGGGCUAAGAGCAUCGAUGGCCAUGCGACUGGGAAGAUCAUCGUGGAGCCAUAAAUAGAAAUCCCUUAAUAUCAUUGUCAUAAUAAGAAAAAGGAUUCUUGGCUUUAAGUAUGUAUAGAAUAUCGCUUGACAUGGAUGAUCCAUUUAUUCAUGUUUAUUUAUGGUUACUUUAUGUGGGAUAAUGGGGUGAUAGGACAGAACACAAUAGUCUGUCCAUGACAUUCAGACGCCUCUCGUUACAUGUGUAGAUCGUAUAUUGGCGUGGUCGGAAAUUUGACCUCGACGUGAGCUAUAAGUUAUGUA
Messenger RNA from Sesamum indicum (sesame), 1494 nucleotides. RefSeq names its product chloroplast envelope quinone oxidoreductase homolog. The record is from RefSeq and is a predicted model, not a curated record. Gene Ontology annotation, molecular function: oxidoreductase activity. NCBI's taxonomy places the organism in Eukaryota, Viridiplantae, Streptophyta, Magnoliopsida, Lamiales, Pedaliaceae.